Molecule: messenger RNA, 1225 nt
Organism: Perognathus longimembris pacificus (Pacific pocket mouse)
Lineage: Eukaryota; Metazoa; Chordata; Mammalia; Rodentia; Heteromyidae
Gene: Rsl24d1
Product: ribosomal L24 domain containing 1
Exons: 6
Coding region: 61-552 (163 amino acids)
Biological process (GO): ribosomal large subunit biogenesis; translation
Cellular component (GO): ribosome; nucleolus
Molecular function (GO): structural constituent of ribosome
Source: RefSeq, a predicted model, not a curated record
AAUCCCGUCACUUCCGGCGGGGCCGGGUGUGGGGUGGGAGCGCGUCCACGCGGGCUCAGCAUGCGGAUCGAGAAGUGUUAUUUCUGUUCGGGGCCCAUCUACCCGGGCCACGGCAUGAUGUUCGUCCGCAACGACUGCAAGGUGUUCAGAUUCUGUAAAUCCAAGUGUCAUAAAAACUUUAAGAAGAAGCGCAACCCUCGCAAGGUGAGGUGGACGAAGGCCUUCCGGAAAGCAGCGGGCAAAGAGCUGACGGUGGACAACUCCUUUGAAUUUGAGAAACGGAGAAAUGAGCCUGUGAAAUACCAGCGGGAGCUGUGGAAUAAGACCGUCGAUGCAAUGAAGAGAGUGGAAGAAAUCAAACAGAAACGCCAGGCUAAGUUUAUCAUGAACAGACUGAAGAAGAAUAAGGAGCUACAGAAAGUUCAGGACAUCAAGGAAGUCAAGCAGAACAUCCACCUUGUCCGGGCCCCGCUUGCAGGCAAAGGGAAGCAACUGGAAGAAAAAAUGGUUCAGCAGUUACAGCAGGACGUGGACAUGGAGGAUGUGUCGUAGCUGCCUCUUCUGGCCAUGCGUGGACGCCGAGGGAUGGUCUGUGGAGACGUGGAACUUGGGAAUCACUGAUUGGUUGCAUGACGUCCCUGGGGGCGUUGCUCUCCACACAGCCUCCGCUGCCGGCGAAGAGCGCAUGUCAGAUGGCGCCUUGGUCCCUGGUCCUCGUCCAUGGUGCAGGGAUGGCCUGGCCUGGGCUCCCAUGGCGCCUGGUUCAAGGCGCUGGACAGCAUCUGUGUCGUGACUAGACACGAGCGUUCAGGACUACUGAUGUCUAAAAGAACAUGUUAUUUGCAGUGAAAUGAUCCUUGUGAAUUCAUGGUAAAGGAGGCGGGGGUGAGGGGGGUGUACAUCCCAGACAUGUAAGUGCCAACCCUGCUAAUCCUGCUGAUGUCAGCGUUUUUCUCUUUGGAGCUGUGGUCUCUUAGCGCUGCACAGUGGCCUAGUCCAUGAGGCCUAAUUGUCCUGCGCUGGGCUGGCUGGCCCGGAGGAUGCUGGCAGGGAAGGUGAACUGUCUGUGCCGGAAAUGGCACUGUGUUGCUUUCUGCUUUGAAGCGGACUCAGUUCUGACAUGUGGUUCCUGGCUUUCCCAGCUGCUUUAGAAAUAGAACAAUCCAGUGCUUUAAAAAAUUUACUAUCUAGUUUUCUCUCUCUUUGAAAACAACAAAAGAAAUUC